Messenger RNA from Musa acuminata subsp. malaccensis (wild Malaysian banana), 1669 nucleotides. RefSeq lists its product as uncharacterized. Gene Ontology annotation, biological process: spliceosomal complex assembly; peptidyl-serine phosphorylation; regulation of mRNA processing. Gene Ontology annotation, molecular function: protein serine/threonine kinase activity; ATP binding. The record is from RefSeq and is a predicted model, not a curated record. NCBI's taxonomy places the organism in Eukaryota, Viridiplantae, Streptophyta, Magnoliopsida, Zingiberales, Musaceae.
UUUCAUUAACGCAAACACGUUUCGGACGGUGGAAGCGGUCAUCCCAUUCGACCAGUCGUGGCCAUCGUCGUCUCCUUCCUCGGAUCCCAUUAUUCUCCUCUCUUCUACGGGUUUCCCCUUCUCUUCUUGGCUGUGGGGAAUAAAGACGAGAACUUUGGAAGCAGGGAGAGAUGUCGUGCUCUUCGUCGUCGGGGUCGGAGGAGGACGAGGGCGUCGACGCCUACCGGAAGGGAGGGUACCAUGCCGUCAGGGUGGGCGAUCGGUUCGCCGGCGGGCGGUAUAUCGCCCAGCGGAAGCUUGGGUGGGGCCAUUUCUCCACCGUCUGGCUCGCCUACGACACCCGAUCCCAGAGUUUUGUUGCUCUCAAAAUUCAAAAAAGUGCACCAGAAUUCGCUCAAGCCGCUCUCCAUGAGAUUGAGCUGCUCUCGGCAAUUGCUCAAGGCGAUACCUCAAAUUCCAAAUGUAUAGUUCGAUUAAUUGACCACUUUAAGCAUUCUGGACCAAAUGGCCAGCAUCUUUGCCUGGUAAUUGAAUUCCUUGGGGAUAGCCUUCUUCGUCUUGUCAAGUACAACCAUUACAAAGGCAUCGGACUGAAUAGGGUGAGAAACAUAUGCAGGUCUAUCUUGGUGGGUCUUGAUUAUUUGCACAGGGAAGUAGGCAUCAUUCACACAGAUUUGAAACUGGAGAAUAUUCUUCUUGUCUCCACCAUUGAUCUUUCAAAAGACCCAGUCAGGUCUGUACUUACCCCAAUCCUAGAGAGGCCAGAGGGCAACCCAAAUGGCAGUGUAGUGGUCAAUAUGAUUGAAAAGAGUUUUAAAAAAAAGGCAAAGAGGGCAAGGGCGAGGAUCUCUGAGACAAGUGCUUCAACUUCCGGGAUUUUGCAGCUGGAAAGGACCUUGGAAGGAAUUGAUCUUAGAUGCAAGAUUGUGGAUUUUGGGAAUGCUUGUUGGUGUGAUAAACAGUUAACUGAUGAUAUCCAGACUAGGCAGUACAGGUCACCUGAGGUUGUUCUUGGUGCUGGUUACUCCUUCUCUACAGAUAUGUGGUCCUUUGCAUGCAUGGCAUUUGAGCUUGCUACUGGAGAUAUGCUAUUUGCACCUAAAAGUGGCCAAGGAUACAGUGAAGAUGAGGAUCAUUUGGCUUUAAUGAUGGAGCUGCUUGGAAAGAUGCCCAAAAAGGUUGCUACUACGGGAUCCCGAUCAAAGGAUUACUUUGAUAGGUAUGGAGACCUGAAGAGGAUCAAAAGAUUGAAGUUCUGGCCACUAGAUCAGCUACUGGUUGACAAAUACAAAUUUAGUGAGGCCGAUGCUCAUGAAUUUGCAGAGUUCCUUUGCCCUUUACUUGAUUUUGCAACAGAAAAGCGGCCAACAGCGGAACAGUGUCUACAACAUCCAUGGAUUAAGAUCAGAGAUGCAAAAGCCAACAGUAAAAAUAGUGGAGCAGGUGUUGGGAAGCUGGAGAUUGGCAUGAGUAAGCUUAAUGUUCAGGUGGGCAGGUGACAAGCUUCUGCUACAUGCUGCAAUUUGAUUGAUGGAAAUCAAUUGUGACAUUUUUGGAGAAAGCAACUUCAAGGCAGUAACGUCAUCAGACUACAAUGUGUUGUAUUGUGCAAAAUAUAUAGUUUUUGUUCAUUUUUGUUAAAUGGAUGUAAAAUUGGUUGAUGAAUUAG